Closterium sp. Naga37s-1 is the source of this 3402-nucleotide messenger RNA. NCBI's taxonomy places the organism in Eukaryota, Viridiplantae, Streptophyta, Zygnematophyceae, Desmidiales, Closteriaceae. The record is from the annotation of a GenBank genome assembly.
AUGUUUGCGAACGAGCGCGGGGCUUCGCCGGGAUCUGGUUACAUCCGGUGCGUUCGCUCAGCGGCCCUCCCUCGUCCUCGUCCCUCUUUCCGCCCGCUCCUGCUUCCCCUCACCCGCUCCCUCACCUUGACCAACCUGUGGUUGCUGCUCCCGUGGGGAGUGAAUGCUGCACCCACCUGUGGGGAGUGUAUAGAACUCCCUGUUUGUUUCACCUCCCCCCUUAACCCACCCCCACUUCCACCUUCCCCCUCCUUUUUCUUCCCCUCCCCUUUCCCCUUGCAUCGACCCCUUUCCCUCCCCAUCGUACCCCGUCCUCCUCCUUUCCCCGUCUUCCCCCCCCCUCGCCGUUCCCCCACCCCUUCCCCUUCCCCCCCUUUCCCCCUCUUUACCCCUUCUCUCCCUCUCCUUUCCCCCUUUUCCCCUCCUAUACUCUUCCCCUUCCGACCACCACUCCGCUUUUCCACACAUCCCCCCCUUCCUCUCCCCUUUCACCCCCUUUUCUCCACUCCCGCACCUGGUUUCCCCCAUUCGCAUUUCCUUCUCUGCCCCCCUCCUCCUCCUCCCUCCCCCCACCCCCACCUUCCCCAAGUGCCCGCCCACCCUCCUCCCCAUCUCCCCCCUUUCGUUCCUGCCCUCACCCUCCCCAUCUCCCCCCUGUCGUUCCCGCCUUCACCCUCCCUAUCCGUCCACCCACCCAUCCCCCCCUCCAGCGGCAGUGUUGCCAGCCUGCAUGGGUUGCACCUGCAGCGCCCUCUCUUCUCCCCCAACUUACCCACCACCCAUGCAUCCCCCCCCCUCCGGCGGCAAUGUUGCCAGCGUGCCCAUCAUGGGAGGCGGGGCUACAGCCGUUGGAGGCCUGCACGGGUUGCACCUGCAGCGGCCAUCAUGGGAGGCGGGGCUACAGCCGUUGGAUGGAGUGACAGGCCCACCUUCCGCCCUCCCACACACCCUCCUUUCUACCCACCGACCCUCCCAUCUUCCCACCCACUCUCCCAUCCACCCAUCUCUUCCUCCUAUCCCAUUCCUGCCAGUUUGCACGGGCUGCACCUGCAGCGGCCAUCGUGGGAGGCGGAGCUACAGCCGCUGGAGGGAGUGAUAGGCCCACCACACCACCCUCCCACACAUCCCUCCCUCCUACCCCAUUCCUUCCAGCCUGCACGGGUUGCACCUGCAGCGCCCGCAAUGGGAGGCGGAGCUACAGCCGUUGAAUGUCUCAGAGUCCUGCACGGGUUGCACCUGCAGCGGCCAUCAUGGGAGGCGGAGCUACAGCCACUGGAGGGCGUGACAGGCGUGGUGGAGGUGGUGGUGUUUGAUAUGAGCGUGCGGCACCGGAUUGGUUACCGCUGGCAAAAUAGCAGCAGCACAGACAAGAGCAGUGGGGUGGGUGAGGGCAGCGGGCCGCUCUUCUUCUGCUGCACCAAGGAGCUCGAGCCUCUCACCGGGUGCACUGUGGGCCGCCUGAUAGUUUUACGAGAGGCACACGAGCCUGAUUGGCCUCGGGUCCUAGAGGCCCAGUUCCUCGGCAACAGCUCACUCACAGCAACAUUGGAUGCAGAGGUGCACGUGCCGCGGGCCGGCUUUGUGUAUGUGUGGCUGGCCAUGUGCGACAAGAACCUGGACAACACCAAGGUGUUUGGACACACGGAGUGGCGCGCGCACGGGUGGGGGUACCUGCCGGGCAUGCUGUCCUCACAUCUGCCAAUACAAACAGGCUUGCUCGUGCUCUACACCCUCCUCUACCUCGCAUGGCGCCCCCAGUUCGGUCCGGCCUGGCACUCCCUGGACCGCAACUCGCUCCCUCACUUCCUCACCUUCCUCCUCCUCCUCUCCCUCCUCUCCACCCUCACCACCCUCUGCGACCUCCUCCUCCUCUGCACCACGGGGCACCGAUUUGUUAUAAUCACGCUCGCUGCAGUGACAGCGGGGGUCCUGCAGGGGCUGCUGCUGAGGGGAGUGCUGGCGGGGGUGGCGGUGGGGGUUGGCACGCUGCUGCCAAAAGUUGGGGUGAUUCCUGGCAAGGCGCUCAUACCAGCAGCCCUAUACGUGCUAGUGGCGGCAACAUGCGAGGGAAUGAGGAGUGUGGGGCAGGUGGACGACUGGGGCAGCGGAGAGCACGUGGCUCUGCAUGCACCCCUCCUGCUCAUGGACCUUCUCCUCGCUGCCUGGCUUAUUCCGACCGCUCUCACCACCAAGGCGCAGUGCAUGCAGGCUUCAGACAGUCGAAUCGUAAGCACCUUCCGCCAGGCACUGGCAGCAAUGGCAGCCAUUGGCGCUGCUGCUCUCGCCCUCACCUGCUCGGAGGCGUAUCUGAAGCUGUCAGACCCCCUCAACCUGCAGUGGCAGAGCGACUGGCUCAUCACAGCAGCAUGGCACCUCCUCUCCUUCCUCACCCUCGCCUCCCUCUGCUUCCUCUGGAGCCCUGCCCACCUCUCCACCCGGCAUGAUGGAUCCACUCAGGGCGACAAGGAAGAAGCAACUCCUCUGUCUGACUGCGCCUCAACUGCACUACCCCUGCCCCUGCCCCUGCCCCUGCCCCUGCCCCUGCCCCUGCCCCUGCCCACGCCCAUGCACCUGCAUCUGCUGCUCUUCCUAAUCUUUGCAAGUGCUGCCGCUGGUUCUGACCGUGCUGCUCAUGCUGCCCCCUUGCCCUGUGACCCCUCCAGUCCUCCGUCUGACUGCGCCUCAACUGCACUACCCCUGCCGCAGCCCAUGCACCUCCACCUGCUGCUCUUGGUUCGUUUUGUACGUGCUGCAGCCGGUGCCGUUGCUGGUGCUGCUGGUGCUGAUGCUGGUGCUGGUGCUGGUGCUGGUGCUGGUGCUGGUGCUGGUGCUGGUGCUGAUGCUGAUGCUGCAGCUGUUGCUCCAGGUGCUCCCGCCACCAUUGGCUUUGCACCUGCUGCAACUGCCGCUCGUGCUGCUGCUGCUGCUGCUGCUGCUGCUGCUGCUGCUGCUGCUGCUGCUGCUGCUGCUGCUGCUCCUGCUCUCGCUCUACCCUCUCUUGCCAGCUUCCUCCUUGCUGCCGCCACCAUUGGUUUUGCACCUGCUGCAACUGCCGCUCAUGAUACUGCUGCUGCUGCUCUCGCUCUACCCCCUCCUCCUCCCCCUCUUGCCAGCGUCCUCCUUGCUGCCCCCCCAGCAUGCUCAGACCUUGCAUUCCCCGGAUCCCAUCCAGCUCAUCCCAUCCAGCCUCAACUCCCGUCUCUUCCCUCUCCCCCCCACCUCCCCUCAGCACCAGCCCCACCACAUCCAGCUCUCUCAAAUCCACCUGCUGCUGCUCCUGCUCCUCCUGCUCGCACUCUUCCUGCUCUUGCACAUAGGCGGCUGCUCCCAAUCCCUCCUCUCUCCUCCUGCCCAAUUCACCUUCCCCAGGUCCCACCGGCAGCUCUGGCAGUGGCAGGCUGA